CCUAACAGCCACUAAUGGCGGGUAAACAGAGCGGAGUGUUGGUCAGCUAAAAGGUGUUCAAUGAUGCAUGGAAGGUUCUCGUCAUGUUCGGCAGCCAAUGGUCGUUGAGCUGCAGGGUCACGUGGUCCCGGUGCGGCACACCUGUGUAGCGGCGAGGGUCCCCUCCCUGCGAGUCGGGGCCAGGGCCAGGUCCAGGUGCAGGUCCAGGUGCAGGUGCAGGGCCCCGCAGAGCAGACAUGCAUCAUCGGGACUUGUACCAAAGUCCGUCCUGCGUCUACCAGAGAACACAAGACUGCAGCCCGCCGCCGUGUCGCUACAUGCAGCCCGGACACGCUUACACGCCGGCCUGCGCGCCACGGCUGGACACCUCCGACGCCAGCCUCGGCAUCCCGCUGCUGCAGAACCACCACAACCACAACCACAACCACCAGCACCACCACAACCACCUCCAGCACCACCCGCAGGCGGUGCCACCCGCCGCGACCUACGAGGAUCAGAGCAGGUCUUACCUUCCUUUCCCUUGGAUGAAGAGCACCAAGUCUCACACCUGGUCUGCAGGUGCCUACAUGAUGUCAGAGACGGAGGAGCACAAGCGGACUCGCACGGCCUACACCCGAGCCCAGCUGCUGGAGCUGGAGAAGGAGUUCCUGUACAACCGCUACAUCUCCAGACCUCGGCGCGUGGAACUGGCCCUCAGUCUGGGACUCACUGAGAGACACAUCAAGAUCUGGUUCCAGAACCGCCGCAUGAAGUGGAAGAAGGAGGAGGACCGCAGGAGGACCAGGAGGGGCCAGCCGGACCAGGACUCCUCCGUCACCUCGGGAGACCACCAGGUCACACCCCCCCUCUCCCCCCACCUGCACGCCCCUCUGACCUCUGACCUCAACAACUCUGCUGGACCCUGACAAGACUUUGGACUACUUCUGUAAAUAUGUCACA
Nerophis lumbriciformis (worm pipefish) is the source of this 939-nucleotide messenger RNA. It is a transcript of the gene pdx1, whose product is annotated as pancreatic and duodenal homeobox 1. Gene Ontology annotation, biological process: regulation of transcription by RNA polymerase II; type B pancreatic cell differentiation. The record is from RefSeq and is a predicted model, not a curated record. Gene Ontology annotation, molecular function: RNA polymerase II cis-regulatory region sequence-specific DNA binding; DNA-binding transcription factor activity, RNA polymerase II-specific. Gene Ontology annotation, cellular component: nucleus. Lineage: Eukaryota; Metazoa; Chordata; Actinopteri; Syngnathiformes; Syngnathidae.